AUGUCUGGAGGCUGGAACACUAUAGAGUCCGAUGCUGGCGUAUUCACCUAUCUGAUCGAGAAGCUCGGUGUUAAGGACGUACAGUUCGAAGAGCUCACCACACUCGAAGCAUCAGACCUGCAAAACCUCGGUACAGUCUAUGGCGUCAUCUUCCUCUUCAAAUACCCUACCGGCGAGAAGCCCAGCGAUGUACCGAAGGACGGCACCUACGACUACGAAGCGGCGAGCUCCAUCUUCUUCCCGGCGCAAACCAUACAGAACGCCUGCGGGACACAGGCGAUAGUCUCGCUUCUGUUGAACAGAGAAGAGGAGAUUGAUAUCGGCAAGGAGCUGAGAGAGUUCAAGGAGUUUGCGGGUGACUUCCCACCAGAUCUCCGUGGUGAGACUCUCUCCAACUCCGACCUCAUCCGUGAAACACACAACUCAUUCGCACGCUCCUCGCCAUUCAUCGAUGAGACGCAGCGAACAGCGACUGAAGACGACGAUGUAUUCCACUUCAUCGCCUACACAAGCAUAAACAACAAACUCUACGAACUCGACGGCCUCCAACCAGCGCCCAUUUCCCAUGGACCCUGCACUUCUUCCGAAUUCCCCCAGAAGAUCAUUCCCGUACUCCAACGCCGCAUCGCCCGCUACCCCGCCACGGAAAUCCGCUUCAACCUCAUGGCCUGCUGUCGCGACCUACGUAUCCGUGCCCGAGAGAUUGGGGACGAGGAAGAGUUGGAGGAGCAGGAAGAUAAGCGCGCAAGGUGGCUGUGGGAGAACUCGUUGCGAAGGCAUAACUUUGUGGGCUUUGUGGGUGAGCUGCUGAAGAGUGUUGUGAGGGCAAAGUUGGAUCAAGGCGGCGAUGCGUAUGACAAGUGGGUUGAGGAGGCCAAGGGAAGGUCGACCAAGAGGAGGGAGGACCUGAGGAAACAGGGUAUUGCGGAAGAUUGA
Messenger RNA from Bipolaris zeicola 26-R-13, 936 nucleotides. RefSeq lists its product as uncharacterized. The record is from RefSeq and is a predicted model, not a curated record. The transcript has 4 exons. Gene Ontology annotation, molecular function: cysteine-type deubiquitinase activity. The coding region runs from base 1 to 936 and encodes 311 amino acids. Gene Ontology annotation, biological process: ubiquitin-dependent protein catabolic process; protein deubiquitination. NCBI's taxonomy places the organism in Eukaryota, Fungi, Ascomycota, Dothideomycetes, Pleosporales, Pleosporaceae. Gene Ontology annotation, cellular component: cytoplasm.